Messenger RNA from Podarcis lilfordi (Lilford's wall lizard), 3514 nucleotides. Lineage: Eukaryota; Metazoa; Chordata; Lepidosauria; Squamata; Lacertidae. The record is from the annotation of a GenBank genome assembly.
AUGGCAUCUGAAAUGUUUUCCAGACCCUCUCCUCUUUGCAUUGGGAUGGAGGCUGUGGAGUCAUCUCAGGUAGGAGGGAUACUCUUUAUUGAUACAUAUAUAUAUUUAUUGAUAUAUAUACAGUGGUACCUCGGUUUUCAAGCAUCUCAGAAGCCAAACAUUUCGGUUUUCGAAUGCCAAAAACCUGGAAGUGAAUGCUUCCGUUUUCAAACGCGCCUCAGAAGUCGAACGGCUUCCGCUGCAUUUCUCCCCCUCAAAUUUCUCCUUUGACUUUGCCGACAGCCCAUUGUGCCUCGGUUGUCGAACGUUUCGGAAGUUGAACAGUCUUCUGGUUUGGAUUACGUUUGACAACAGAGGUACCACUGUACAGUUUUACCUUGGAUCUCAAACAGCUUGGCUCCUGAAUAAAUCGGCUCCCAAACAAUCAAAACCUGGAAGUGAGUAUUCUGGUUUUUUAACGUUCUUUGGGACCCAAAUGUCCAGUGGGGCUUCCAUGGCUUCCGAUUGGUUGCAGGAGCUUCCUCCAGCCAAUAGGAAGCUGUGCUUUGGUUUCUGAACAUUUUGGAAGUCAAACGGACUUCCGGAAUGGAUUCCCUUCGACUUCCAAGGUACGACUGUAUAUAUUUAUCCUGCUCUUCAGCCGAAAAAGGAUAAUAAUAAUAAUAAUAUCUUUAUUGUCAUUGCCCCCUCUCGGGGACAACGAAAUUACUUGGCUGCUCCAUCCACCCAGGUAGGGCACUCCACACAAAAUCAAAACAACUAUAAAAACACUAAUUAAAAGAAUACAGUAUAAUACAGCAAGGAAGGUUCGAUGACUUUCAAAGUCCAGGCUUCCCAUUCAGGGCUGAGAUCGCUCUGGAGAAGAAGCUCUUCUUAAGACGGCUCGUUCUUGUCUUCAUCGUCCUGUAUCUCCGUCCCGACGGCAGGAGCUCAAAGAGACAGUGACCAGGAUGCGAUGGAUCUUUUACUAUGUCCAGUGCCUUCCUAUGGCACCUUGUGGCAUAAAUCUGCUCUAAGGUGGAGAGUGGGCAGCCAACAAUGCUCUCUGCUGCCUUAACAACUCUGCACAGCCCCAUCCUGUCCUGGGUAGUACAGCUUCCGUACCACACACAUAAGCCAUAAGUGAGCACGCUCUCAAUGGCACAGUGAUAGAAGGAUCUCUGAGUAGCUUAUAGAUCCAUGAAAACAAUAAGGCUUUCCCCCUCAGGUUUGCAGUCUUAAAAAUAUUAUUGAUCAUAUUUUAUAUUUAAACUGCCCUUCAGCUGAAGUUUCCAAGCCAGUGUCCAAAAAUCCCUUCAAAUCAUUAGUGAGGGAGAAGCACUUUUCACACCCUGCCUGUGAAUAUUGAUGCGGAAAGGACAUUUCUUUUUAUUUUCCAGGGACCAGUGACUUUUGAGGAGGUGGCCCUCUAUUUCACGGAGGAGGAAUGGGCCCUGAUGCAGCCCAGCCAGAGGACUCUGUACAGGGAGGUGAUGCUGGAGAUUCUUGGGAUGGUGACCACCUUAGGUAAGUAUCCCUUUGGCCUUUAUUUAGAGAUGCUGAAGGUAUGAACUCCCCUCAGCAGUGCUUUUUGCCCAACAAAAAACAUCCAUCUCUGGGUGACAUGUCUCGCCCUUACAGAAGCCAUGCCAGUUCUGCAUGAGCAAGGCUUGUUCUUCUGUAUGCUUUGUAAUGUUGGGCAGGAUUCAUCUCACAAGACCCAUAAGAUGAAGCCCUGUGCAUGGACGUCUGCUUGUGCAACAGGGCUUCUGUGGUGGAUGGUGACAGCCCGAAGGCGAGCACUCCUCCUGCGAGUACUCAGGUCUCUCCUUCUCUCAGACCUUAGUCUCUGCAGCUCGGAAGAUGUCGGUGGGUUACCAGACCCAGGGGCCGCCUCAGCCUCUCCUGACCCAACAGGUAGUGGAGUAGCUGUAAGUGAUGGCCCAGUUGGAGGCAACGAGGUAAUCGCCACAUCUGGAGCCAGGGCAGGCUCAGGCCCCUGACUCGGCCCAGCUGGUGCUUGUUGCAGGGGGACCUGUGCAGACUGGGGCUCUUCAGAAUCAGCCCCCAGACUUAGGUUCAGAUGCCGCCUGAGGCAAAGGAUCCAGUGCAGACUGAGACUCCUCUGGUUCCGAGUCUGAGCCCGAGCCCCAGGCCAUCACACCUUCCAACAGUGGAGACAGAGGGUUGCCUUCGUGGUCCACGGAGGCAGAGCCUAACCUUCAUCCUGGGAAGCUGAUAGACUUGUCCUCCUACAACAAUCAGUUCUGCUUUUCCCUCGAUCAGAGGGUUUAUCCAGUUUUCUCCUUAUAUUCCAGCAGGUUACGUCUGGGAGAGUGAGAACGAGGGAGCAGAGUUGGGCGUGUCGUUGGAAACAGCCACGGGUCAGUACGGUGGGGAGAACUUGGAGGGUCAAGAUGGAGCAAAGAAGCAGGAGGAGAAACAAACUCAGACGCAGGGGGAGAAAUCUGCCGCUUUCCAGUAUGGUGACAGCGCCCCAAAACAACACACAACGUGCAGAGGAAAGAAAAGGAUUAAGUGUGCCGAGUGUGGAAGAGCCUUCAGUUGCCAGUCAGCAUUUAAUCUGCACCAGAGAACUCACACGGGAGAAAAGCCUUACAAGUGCCCACAAUGCGGAAAGAGCUUCAACAGGCACGACAACCUUGCUUCACAUCAGAGAAUUCACACCGGAGAGAAACCGUACGCCUGCUCAGUUUGUGGGAAACGGUUCAGCCACAGUGCAAGCCUUACUUCUCAUCAGAGAAUCCACACAGGGGAGAAACCGUAUAAAUGCUUGGAGUGUGGCAAGAGCUUCAGCCGGUGCGACUCCCUUACCUCCCAUCAGAGAAUCCACGCGGAAGAGAAACCAUAUAAAUGUGCCAUCUGCGGAAGGAGCUUCCGUCAGAGCGCAAGCCUCACUUGUCACCAGAGAAACCACACCGGGGAGAAGCCAUACAAAUGCCUGGAGUGCGGAAAGAGCUUCAGCUGGGAUAAGUCCCUUAUUGCACAUCAGAGAAUUCACACGGGGGAGAAACCGUACAAAUGCUUGGAGUGCGGAAAGAGAUUUAGGUGGAGCCGGCUUUUUACUGCUCAUCAACGCAUUCAUUCUGGAGAGAAACUAUAUCCGUGUGCAGACUUCGACGAAAGCUUCUGCCAGAACGCAAAUCUUUCUUCCUAUCAAAGAAUCCAUUCACUGGAAAAGCUGCGCAAGUGCUUCAUGUGCGGAAAGAGCUUGAGUCAGAACAACUCCCAGAUUUUGCAUCAAGGCUUACACCCGGGAGAGGAACUGUACAGUUGCUCAGAGUGUGAUGAGAGUCUAUCUUGCAAAUCGUAUCUUGUUAACCGUCACAUAAUUAAUGCUGGUGAGAAACAGUACGAGUGCGGAGGAAGUUGCGGCGCGAGCUCAGACCUUGCUUUCCAUCAAAUGGUUCACGCAAGGGAGAAAUUGUAUAAAUGUCUGGAGUGUGGGAAGAAGUUUGGCCGGAGCGACCACCUUCGUAGACAUCAGAUUAUCCACGCGAGGCAGGAGCAAUAG